This is a messenger RNA of Dermatophagoides pteronyssinus (European house dust mite), 758 nucleotides long. RefSeq lists its product as uncharacterized. Gene Ontology annotation, cellular component: glycosylphosphatidylinositol-N-acetylglucosaminyltransferase (GPI-GnT) complex. The record is from RefSeq and is a predicted model, not a curated record. Lineage: Eukaryota; Metazoa; Arthropoda; Arachnida; Sarcoptiformes; Pyroglyphidae. Gene Ontology annotation, biological process: GPI anchor biosynthetic process.
AAAAAUCAUGUGAAUGUUCGAUGAGAAAAUUUUUUUUUUUCAAAAUUUCCAAAAAAUAAACCAUUUUUCUUCUUGUUUGAUAAAAAAUGAUCAUUUUCAGUAAUGAUUUUCGUAAUUAUUCCAAUGAAAUAAUCAAUUUAAAGGUGGAAAAAUUUUUCAAUGAAAAUCAACAUUAUAAAUUGACAAUCAAACGAUAUAAAUGUUUAUGGUUUCGUAGAAUUUUUUUCAUCAUUUUUUUGAUAUUUAUUAUCAUUAAUUUAUGGCUAUUUCAACAACAAAAUUUAACGCUCUCACUAUUCACCAUUCUGAUCAUAACAUUCAUAACGUUGAUUUACAUUUUUCAGCCGGUUGUUGAAGAAUCAGUCAUUUUAUUUGAUAAUUUUCAAGGUAUUGAAUAUGAAAAAAAAUAUCUAUUUCAAAAAAAAUCCAAUUGUAUUUUUAUCAAUACAAAUAAUGUGAUAAUCAAUGAAGCUAUUACAAUGCAAAAAGUAAUUUUCUAUCUGAUUGCCAUACCGGUUGAUAUUCGACAUUUAGUAUUACGGGAUUCGGAAUAUACCACCAUCGAUCAUCAUCAAUCAAAUAAUGAUCAAGCCAAUCGAAUUUAUACCGAACAAAUGAAUUUGAUUCCAUUAUUCAUACAUACAUUACCAUGCUUGGAUUGUUUAAAAAUUAUCUAUAAUUUUAUUAUACAAUUUCGUAAUAAUCAAAGAGAAAAUGAAAUGAAAAUUUAUUCAUAAAUUAUAAUUUUUGAGCAAAAA